AUGCUUCUUGGCGACGCGUUUAAUGGCACGUUUGAGGGUACCAAGCGAAUGGGUCGACGCGUCUUGAUGGACUACGAAGCAUGCCUGGGAGUGCCAAUAGUUGCUACAUAUCUGCGCAAGGUGUUACUCCGUCUUUAUUGGCAAAUACUCUGCGUAAUACGCCCGCAAUUCCACGGAGGACAAGCGUGUCGUAAAUCCAUGACUUUUGGAUGUUGGGACAUAUCGUCAGACGUAAGCGGGUUUGAUCGAUCGGACAAGGAGUCUGCCAGGGGGAUGUGCAAGGAGUUCGUCGACAAAAGCAGCGGAAAAUCCCUUCAGCGACGACGCAAUGGCGAAUCGGAGGGCGGAUCUAGACUGCGUCGCGGGUAUUGGUGUGACUUGGACGCAUUAGCAGGGUGGAUGCGACCAACCACCAGGCCAAGAAAGCUUCCCGCCUGCUGCAACCAAGACUGCCAACUCACAGCCGCACCCACUCCACCUUCUCAACCCACUCGCUUGCUCCUCUUUCGCUCCCUCUCGCCCUACUCUCUCUCGCCUCGCAAACCACCCCAUCCCGAUCCGAGUCGCCGCCCAUCGCCAUCGUUUCCGACUCCAAUCCCUCGCUAUCAUCGUCGCAAACACGUCGCCAUCGUUUCUGUCUGCCUUCUGUCCUUUCUAUGUCAUUCAGAGCCGGCCGUCUCGACCCCUCUUACCGUGCUUACCGCUCUUUGCGCCUGGGCGCCUCGCCUCACAGAUCAUCUGCCCGACACCGGAUUGACUGCAAAUUUUCCACCAAUUUUUUCGUUUUUCACGCGUCAAAUCGCAGAAAAUACGUGA
Messenger RNA from Coccidioides immitis RS, 816 nucleotides. RefSeq lists its product as uncharacterized. The transcript is spliced from 3 exons. The coding region runs from base 1 to 816 and encodes 271 amino acids. Lineage: Eukaryota; Fungi; Ascomycota; Eurotiomycetes; Onygenales; Onygenaceae. The record is from RefSeq and is a predicted model, not a curated record.